Molecule: messenger RNA, 165 nt
Organism: Sclerotinia sclerotiorum 1980 UF-70
Lineage: Eukaryota; Fungi; Ascomycota; Leotiomycetes; Helotiales; Sclerotiniaceae
Exons: 1
Coding region: 1-165 (54 amino acids)
Source: RefSeq, a predicted model, not a curated record
AUGUCAGGGUUCCAUAUGUGGUUAUGGGCAAUGUUAUACCACAUUGUCAUUAGGGCAGGAAAAACAAGUAAAUCUCUACAUGGAUUUGUUGGUUUGUCUAUGCAGAUGCCUGGUAGACGGAAGGAACCACCGUUGCAUUUGGAUAUGUUCCAAAAUGGGAAAUAA